UCACAGGCAGUGAAGGAUACUAUGCUGCCUUCAAAAGUUAAUCAGAUGAAGGUAUCUCAUGAGACAGGAAGUGAAGGUAAGCCUUGAUGCCUUCCUACCCUGGAAUGCGUCCUCCGAAGGCAGCAUUUUUCAAUUUUCGGAUGCAGCCAGAAAGUGUGCCAUUUGUGACGAUACUAACCUUCUAAAAUCCAUACAGUAGACGGCAGAGUGUAUAGUAUUAGUGUAUAGUAUGUCAUUUAGGACAGUCAUCUUUCCACACAGCUAAUUGUUUUAGUGAACAUUUAAAGUCUGUGAAAUUGUGUACGUUCAUUUCAUUUAUCCCACCUUCACAAUAAAAUGUCUCCAACACAUACUCCAGCAUAUAAGCUAAGUUAAUCAAUGCCACACCGUUUUCGCAUGUGAAUUUUAAGUCUGUAUCUCUGUGCGUCAUACAUGUUUAAUGAAUUAAUUAGCACCACGUAUCACUCCGCCUAACUGAUUAUCCAGCAAAGUCCUGCCCACACACCUCCCUCCUCCUGUUGAUGAUGUUCCUACGCCACACACUCUAACCAUUCAGUAGGUCGUGAGGUCUGGAGAGAGCUGAGACGAGAAACUGAGUUUCUUUAGGGGGGCGAAAAAAUCAAAGGCUGUGCGUUAACCUGUUUUCGGCGCUACUUGACACUUUCCUCUCUCAGGAACUUUGUCUUGUCAUUCUUUCUGAGGAGGAUAUAGUGCCUUUGGAAGGAGAGUAAAUCUGACACUUUCGCCGCCACAUGUGUGCGUGAACAAGCACAACUCUGGAUGAAAUGGGUCCGUUCGCAGCGCUGCUGUUGAUUUCACAUUACGCGGGACUUUUUCUUCAGCUGAACGCGACUGGGGAUGGGGAUGUGGAUGUAGAGGUGGACAACCAUGUCUCUGGUAACGCGCUUUUCACAGAAGUUCCCCAUGACAUCAUCAGUCAGACUGGUCAGGAUGUGGAGAUGGCCUGCUCCUUCAGGGGCGCAGGCUCUUCUUCAGUCUCAUUGGAGAUCCAGUGGUGGUAUCUGCGGUACCAUAGAGAAUGGUCUGAGAAACCUACCUGGACAGCCAAUCAGGUUGUUCCCAUUGAGGAAUUGAGGAGGGAUGCUACUAAAAUAAGUGUGGUGAAAGUGGCUGGCAGCAACAUCUCUCACCGGCUUCGCCUGUCAAACGUGAAACCUUCAGACGAAGGCAUGUAUGAGUGUAGAGUGAUCGACUUCAGCAACAACCGCAUACAACACCACAGAGUGCGAGCUUACUUGCAGGUACAGCCACCAGGCCCUGACUCACAGCUCCACCAAGAGGAAAUCCUGCACAGUGAAGAGAAGAAUCUUCACCAUGGAAAACAUCAUUUGCAAAAGGGGGAACAUCAGGUCAGAGCGAGAGAUAAGCACAACAGAGACCAAGAGCUGCAACAUGGAGACUAUAUGCUUCAUCAGAUUGAUCAUCACAAGAGUCAUCAUGGGCUUCAGGCAAAUGAAGGAGGGAAGAAGGACUCAUCUACUCUACAUCACGGAGAUCAUAUCCUAAGGGAGCAUCAACAUCACCAUGAAGGGAAAAACCAUCAGGUGAACAAACACAUACAGGCAAGCAAGAAGAGGGAAACAAAAAGUCACCAAUCAGAUGUGAAAGGGCAUAAAGAACAUGCUGCAGAAUUACAUUCCAAUGACUGUUCCACCAAUGACUGUGUGCUGUAGAGCAGUGCAGAGAAAAACAGGCAUACAAAAAGAGAAAAUAUGAAAAAGACUUUUCUAUUUGUUGCGAGAGACUGAGCAACUAGGUAGAACAGGAUGAAGGGAAAGUCAGUGAAAGGUGUGCAUGUAAAAGAAUCAUCAUAAGAAUGUUCAUUAAUUUCAAAGAGAAAUGUUGGAGUUUAUUUUGUACCAAAAGUGUUAAAACAGCAGAAAUUAUCUGCAAGAAAAACAUUAACUAUUAAAAUACAAACAAUAAGAAUACAAUAAGACUAAAUUACUAAAAUAAGAUUAAUUUAAUUACAGUGUUUCAAAAGUUUUUUCAUGGGGGGUUGUAGAAGAAGGAAAAAGGUUUAAGUACUUCUUAGCCAACUAGAAUUUACUAGAGUGAUCUGGCAAAAUAUUUAAGAAGCACCAAUUAAUCAUUAAUCAUCAAUUAUCAGUUACUUUUGCAGUAGCCUAUAUAGAAAAAAGACAUAAGUAUAUGCUUUUGAAUUCUUUAUUCUGACUGGUCAGAAGGUGUUCAGGAAUAACACACUACAGAUUAUUAUGUGAAAAUAAUACACGCUGGGGUGGUGUCAUGCAAGUGGAUUACUGAAGUGAAUUAUUUUCAUAUAUUAAAGCACUGUGUGUGUGUGUGUGUGCGUGUGUGUGUGUGUGUGUGUGUGUGUGUGUGUGUGUGUAUCCACUUAUAACACAGCAGUUUGCCAGCAAUUACUAAUUUAUUUUAUUUAUUAAUUUAAAGUAUUAAUAAACAGUGUAAUUUAUUAAUGAACAACACAUUGCAGUUUUUAAUGGCUUAUAGUUAGAUUAAUGUUGUGGAACGUCCAUGAGACAAGUUAGUUCCUAAACCCAUUGUUCAUGUUAGAGCUGG
Molecule: messenger RNA, 2562 nt
Organism: Ictalurus furcatus (blue catfish)
Lineage: Eukaryota; Metazoa; Chordata; Actinopteri; Siluriformes; Ictaluridae
Gene: vstm2lb
Product: V-set and transmembrane domain containing 2 like
Exons: 4
Coding region: 786-1694 (302 amino acids)
Source: RefSeq, a predicted model, not a curated record